AUGUCAGUUACUUUCUCGGGGUCAAAGUUCAUCAUUUUUCAAAGGUCGUGCUUGGCGGUCUAUAUUAUGUCUUCCGGCCGAGCUUUGCUUGUAGCGACAGUAGUCCUCCUAGUAGCCAUGGUCGGCUUAGGGAUAGGACUGGGCGUCGGGGUUUAUAACAUGAUCCAGGAUGUUAAGAACGAGUGUACAACCAAUCCAGCCCCGGUGGUGGCCACGCCCCCGCCGACGCGAAUGCCAACGCAACCCCCAAUUACUACAACAGCAGAUACGCCAACCUUGUCCAUCGACGGCACGUACAGAUAUGGCUCGGUCGCGGCCGACGCCGGACAAUGCUCUACUAUAGGAACGGAUAUUAUGGCACGUGGCGGGACUGCGGUAGACACAGCGAUAGCCGCCAUGUUGUGCGCAUGCGUACACAACCUACAUAACUGCGGAAUAGGAGGCGGACACUUCAUGACAGUUUACGACAGGAGUGAACGAAAAUCAUAUGCAAUAAUGGCUCGUGAGAUGGCCCCCGGAGCAGCCAACUCCUCCAUGUUUGUUGGAAUAUCAUCACAGGAAGGUGGACUUAGUGUAGCUAUACCCGGAGAAAUCAAAGGAUACUGGGAAGCGUGGAAUUUGGCUGGGUACCUACCCUGGGCGGAGCUGUUUCAGCCCACUAUCGACCUUUGUAGGAACGGUUUUGUCAUUGGAACCAGUCUGGCCUACCAUAUCACAGCGCAAGAAAAAUACUACGCCAGACAUCCAAAUCUCAAAGCGAUGGUGUCAAAUCCCCAGACAGGAGAGCUCCUCAAGGAGGGGGAGAUAAUGUACCUUCCAAAACUUGGUGAUACUCUCGAAACUAUCGCAAGGGAGGGACCGGAUGCCUUCUACAACGGAAGUCUCACGGCCGACAUUGUGAUGGACAUUCAAGAAGCAGGCGGUAUAAUAACGGAAGAGGACCUUCAAAGGUACACCGCUGCUGUCAAGGAACCCCUCGAAAUCAGCAUUCACGACAGAUAUACAGUUCACUCUCCACCACCUCCCUCUAGUGGCGCCGUCUAUGCCUUUAUUCUUGGAAUCCUGGAUGGUUACAACUUUAAUGACGAUAGUCUUUCCAAUCGAGAGAAGAAAGUGCUCACCUGGCACAGAAUUGUGGAGGCGUUUAAAUUCGCGUAUGGCAAGAGGACGCACAUCGGUGACUCCGAUGUCGAGAAUGACACCUUCAAAAUGGAGCUGGAUGCGCUUAUAAGUAACAUGACAUCCGCUGCCUACAGUGAAAGCAUCCGACAACAGAUAACGGACGAUCGGACACAUGACACUGAUUUCUACGGACCAACGUUCUUCAUGAACAACGACGCAGGCACAUCUCACCUGUCUGUGUUGACCCCUAACGGAGAUGCUGUGUCUAUAACAAGUACCAUCAAUAUAUAUUUUGGUUCAAAAGAGGUCGGCAGUAGGACGGGUAUCAUUUUCAACGAUGAGAUGGACGAUUUCUCCACACCGAAUACUGUUAAUUAUUUUGGAGUACCCGCUUCUCCAGCAAACUUCAUCAAACCUUACAAGCGACCACUAUCAUCCAUGUGUCCAAGCAUUGUUACCGACAGUAAUGGUGACGUCAAACUGGUCAUCGGCGCAGCGGGAGGCACGAAAAUCACAACGUCCACAGCUCUGACAACGAUGCAAACGUUAUGGUUCGGGAUGUCCAUGAAGGAGGCCAUAGACCACAGAAGAUUACACCACCAACUUUUACCAAAAGAGAUCGCCGUGGAAAUCGGUUUCGAUGAGGAUAUACUGGCUGGUCUUCGACAAAAGGGACACAACAUGACAAUGAAUGCCUCUGCCGGAUGUAUAGUGCAGGGUGUACUAAAGAACUCGGACAAAAAUAUUUCCGGAUGCAGUGACUACCGUAAAAACGCAUAUCCGGACGGUUUUUAA
Messenger RNA from Ylistrum balloti, 1917 nucleotides. Its product is annotated as glutathione hydrolase 1 proenzyme-like. Gene Ontology annotation, molecular function: glutathione gamma-glutamate hydrolase. The record is from RefSeq and is a predicted model, not a curated record. The transcript has 12 exons. NCBI's taxonomy places the organism in Eukaryota, Metazoa, Mollusca, Bivalvia, Pectinida, Pectinidae. Bases 1 to 1917 code for a protein of 638 amino acids. Gene Ontology annotation, biological process: glutathione catabolic process. Gene Ontology annotation, cellular component: plasma membrane.